CAAACCGCUUUGGAUGGCAAUCCUAACAUAACUUCUGACUACGUACAAUACAAUCAUAACACACCGAUUCCUUUUCAGGAAGGCAGGACCAAAAAAUAAUCAAAUCGAUUAACAAGAGCAACCAACUACAAUGAGAUUUACUUCUGUUCUUUUCCAAGCGGCGAAGAAAGGAACCAGAAGCUCGACGAGCGGCCGAAACAUAAAGUCCCUCGCCCUGAGCGUCUAUUUUAAGCAACCCGACUUGGGAAUGAAAGAUUACGAGAUCCUCAGUCGCGCGUCCGCGUUCUUGUUGGCGGUAGACCCUGAUCCAUCGAGUGGUAAAACCAGUGGUCCAUACGAUCAUCUAGAGAAGAACGAACGAGAUCGAAUCCUCAAGAUGCACAAACAAGGAUCGAAGUACACACCUGCAGGCCAUCCAGGAGACCAACGGUCUUUGCAAGAACUUGGCUGGCUCGAAUAUGCUCCAAGAGAAGUGAGACCUACAGUACAUUGCGUUUGCUCGAGUCAUGUGCUGUCGCCUUAUUUGUGGAAAGAUUAUUAUCCGCAAGACUGGUUGAACAAAGUCCGACAGGAACAUUGGUGAGUGAACAAAGAAAACUCGUUGUUUGGUCUGAUUUCUGUUUUUGGGUUUUUAAAGGAGACAGUCUGGAUACAUAUCAUUGUUUUCUUUACCUGUAGCCUAAUAUUCGAUUUUGAUUACAGCGCAUACUCGUUGGAGGUGUUUGAUAACGAUCCCGAAACAAUGGAAACGGUGUCGUUGGGAAAGUUUGCACUGAAUCCAUAUCCCAUCCACCAUCCCGAAGGAAAGGACGUCGCACUCAUUCAUUUGAAACAAGAAGAGGAAGCGUUAAAAAUUCUGACAGAAGAUUUGGGAGUAAAAAUAUUGAGAUUGAGAGAUCUAGACGAGAUAUACGAUAAGGGUGAUGAGGUAACAUUUGAUGGCUACGUGGUUGCCGAAGCUAACCAAGCCGACAGUCAAACAUUCAGCGGAGGAAACGAUAGUGAUGAUGCUAGUAAAAGUAGCAACGAUGAAGAAGAAGACGAUCGAGUGUUCUUCCCAUACAGCGAAAUUGGACAACUGUCCUUCCACACCCGCGAUCGAUUUUUCGCGACAACACCAGAACCUCUUCCAGAGGGUCUUUGCGGAGGACCAGUUCUCGAUUCCAAUGACAUGGUAUGUGGGAUUGUCGAGGGAAUAGUGUCAAAAGAUCACAAAAACAAAGAUAUUGCUGGAAGUGCAGCGCUCAUGCCCAACUACGUCAUGGCACCAUUCAUAGACUUUGCCGAGCGAUUGAUGCUGCAAAAGAUUCUUCCGAAGAACUUGUUCCAGAAGGCGGUCACAGCAAAAACUACGGGUCAAUUAGGAGGUGGAAUUUUCCAAAAGGACGCAGAAGGCAAUGUGCAACCAAGUGGCAACAGCCUUUCGUACGAGGAAGCAUUUGAUCGCGCCGUGGAUCAGCUGAAACAGAACCAUUCGGAGGAAGAAGUAAACGCAAUUUUGAACACAAUCCAACGAGAACGGAAAGAAGUAUUGGAAAUUAUGGACAAGGAAGGAGGUGAGCUAGAUGACGUUGUCGAACGCGUUAGGCAACGGACUUUGCAAGUUCGAGAAAUGAUUCAUGAAGAAUAUCGGAAGGAGCAUGCGAACGAUGCCGAUCCUUCUGUAGUAGAGGCAGAGAUUGUAGAGCGGUAGUAGAUAUUUGUUCUGCAUUAGAUUUGACUAACAAAUGCAGUACAUCACGAGCAGUAAUAUUCAAGUUAUGGUACUUUUAUUUUGGUUGUCCUUAUAUCAGGCAGCAUAUCGUCCAAGAAAGGCUUUACAUUAUUAUUUUUGGAAACUGCGUAUUCCAUUGCACAAGAUUGAAUACAUUCAUUGUGAAUAAUAUCAGUUAUAAUAUUUCAAAGUGUAUCUCAUGCCUUACACUUUACUCUACUCACGUUUCUGAUAUGCUAUUUUUCGUGUAUGUCAGUAUCUUCCUUAGCAAAGUUGAAUAUUGUAGGGAACUAUUUAAAUUUAAAACUAUGCAUCGGAUAAAAUAGUGACAGCAUCUUUUAUUUUCGAAUCAUCAACAAACUUUAUCGGCUCUCCAAAUCCAAUACGCUCCAGAAUCUUUCCAACUUCUAAGCAGUAGUCUUGGUGUCCCAUGAUGAGAUCAGAACAAUCGAUAUUCUCAACUCCGACCUGUUCUACAGGACAAGUCCCGCAUACAGGUUUGAGAAUUGAAAACAUACCAUUAUUAAAAGAUCCUCCCGAGAAACGUUUUGCUUGAAACAUAAGGGAGAGGAUAAGGUCGUUGUUUGAGUAGCAAUUCACCAAUCUUCCAGCAACGAUUUGUCUACAAGCUUUCCAAGAUGAGAGACUUAAAUGAUUCGGAAGACCCAAUAAAAUCGCAUCCUCCACGAUACUUGCAGGUUCGCGCAUUCCUUUCAUUUUCUGCUUAAAUCUCGUAAGUCGACGAUGCUMGUGAUGAUUCUGUCCAUUGGUAGCAGCAUUGCUCUCCUCAAGAAGUUCCUGAUAAUGUUCCCAUUCUUCCUGGUAGCGAGCCAAUUCUUUCAGACACGAAUAAAUUAUUCUGGCGCCAAAUGAAUACCCGACCAAUGUUACAGGCCUUCGUCCGGCCCUACUGUAAAGAAGCGUUUUAGCCAACACAACUCCAGCUUCGUCCGCUCUUUCUACCGCAAUCGUCCAGUCUCCAUCAAUCAUGUGUGCAAGAUUCAAAAGAUAGGUAGGCCAAAUAACCGCUGACAGGAGUGUAUGUAAAACGGUUUGCUUCAAAAUCUGUCUCGUAGCUCCACUAACGACGUCUACUGCCAAAUCCAUCACGCAAUCACAAAUUUGAGUCAAAAGUGCACUUUCCCAUUUUACCGUAUACAUUUCUCCUCCAUAAGUCGUUUUCCAGUCCCAGACAGUAGAUAAAUGCCUUGGGGGUUCGUACGGGAUUUCUUCUUCAACUUUCCUCUUUUCGAGUUCAGCAGACGAGUCCGAGUCGUACUUGUGCAAUAUGCUAUCCCCAGACAUGGAUGGGUUAUUCUGGAUAGCUAAUAUCCGUUGGCUCGAUGAUGGGCCAUGAAUUGAAUCAGAGUUUUCAUCCUUUUCAUUCAUAUUUGAUCCAGAUCUUCUAUUGAAACUACGCUUUUUCCAUCCAUUCCUCAUUUUUUCGAAAGGAGACAUCUGGUGUUCAUGUUCAUUCUGAGCUGCUUUUUCUUGUUCGGGUGCGACACUAUGGUAUCCAAGCUCAACAAAAAGUUUGUCUAGAAUUUCUUCUUGGUCGAGUGUCAGUGCCCCCUGCCGUUUGACAACAUCGCCGUUACUAUCGUGAACGCAAUCGAGAGGGAAAAUGUUGUCGGGAUCACUGCCAUACUUCUCCCUUAAAACUCUCCAUAAUUCGACUUCUUCACCCUUCCAACUAUUUAAAAUGCGCUCACAUUUUGGAAGGUGAUCUGGACUGUGGAUUGAAUAAAAGCGUUCCAGUUUCUCUAGACGAUCCGGGAUUCUUGGGUGCGUUGGUUGAAGUCCCCAAGGACGCUGGUAAUCGCAUGGGUCGGUCAGCCAACCAGAAAUGCAAAGAAUCGAGAACAGUUCCGCCUCUAAUUUUUCCUCAUUGCCGUCGCCGUUCUCGGGGUUACGGGGGCCGCGGCGGUCGGGUCUACCCUUCGUUUCUCGGCAGAAUUCAAACUCUGUGACACCCUGGGUUCGUCGCUGCAUCUUAUACGC
Messenger RNA from Pseudo-nitzschia multistriata, 3715 nucleotides. The record is from the annotation of a GenBank genome assembly. Lineage: Eukaryota; Bacillariophyta; Bacillariophyceae; Bacillariales; Bacillariaceae.